ACCAUUGUUAAGAUACACGUGUGCGCAUGGAAUAUUUCCCGACCGACUCUUCGUAUUUUCGGUGAUACAUUUGCUUUGGGGUUCAUCUCCCAAAUCUGAUUACUAGCUCAAAAACUCUGCGAUCGAAAGGAUAAGAUGGGUGGUGUACAUGUAGUUUACAAGGGGCCAAGUGUUGUGAAGGAGAUACUAAUCGGAAUCGGUCUUGGCCUCGUCGCCGGAGGCUUCUGGAAAAGGCACCAUUGGAACAACCAGAGAAGAACUAAGGAGUUUUACGAUCUUCUCGACAAAGGUGAAAUCACUGUCGUUAGAGAAGAUGAGUAGUCUCUAAAUAUAUGCACCUUUUAGUUUAAGAAUGUGAAAAUAAUCGUUGCCCCGUGUUCUAAAUAAUACGUGAAAAAACUUGUAUGUCGACGAGAGCUUAAAUUCUGCAAUACGAUCGUAAAAAGUUUGAAUCUUCGGCUCUCGUAUUAUAUGCUUGUUCUGCACUACACUAUAGCGGUCCCGAUAGUAUUUUAUAUCGCGAUUGUGUUGCCA
Erythranthe guttata (spotted monkey flower) is the source of this 534-nucleotide messenger RNA. RefSeq names its product Cytochrome c oxidase subunit Vc family protein. NCBI's taxonomy places the organism in Eukaryota, Viridiplantae, Streptophyta, Magnoliopsida, Lamiales, Phrymaceae. The record is from RefSeq and is a predicted model, not a curated record.